Molecule: messenger RNA, 5260 nt
Organism: Cinara cedri
Lineage: Eukaryota; Metazoa; Arthropoda; Insecta; Hemiptera; Aphididae
Source: the annotation of a GenBank genome assembly
CAUUCCGUGAAUUUUUCCGCGCUCUCGUCAUGUAACUCGUGUGAUUGCCGCCGGUGACUCAUGUGCGUAGUGAUUUCGUCCGGGCCUUUAUCAUCGCCGUCCGUUCAUGUUAUAAUUCACUAUAUUAUCAUACUGCCAUACCGUGUGCCGUCGGUCGUUUAUCGUCCGAUUUCACUUCUAUGGUUUUUUUUUUUUUGAUUCGCCGCCAGCUUAUACUCCGUCCAUAAUUCGGCUGCUGGCCGCUCUCUUGUCUACAUAAUCGAUUCCGCGUACACAAGUGUUCGAUCGAAUCCGCCACAUCGACUGCUAGCAAUCGUGAUCGAUUUUUCACGUCGUCUAACUCAGCUACACUCCGACAAAAAUGAUACUGAAAAAUGAGAUUUGUAAGUAUAUAACGCGAACACCAACGUAUAAUAAUAAUGAUAACGAGUAUUAUAAGUACCGUUGUACUUAUCCGACGAGCACCUAGGUAUAGGUGUAGUCGAAAUUCGGAUUAAUUUUAUUCUCGAGGCCGAAUUUCGAAACACAGAAAAUCAACCACAUUAAUUAACAUACCUACCUAACUACCACCUAUAUUUGUUACAAUCAUUAUUCUCUCUGAAUAUUUUUUUAUACGUCCCUGGACCCCGAUCUUGAAUAUUGCUAAUAUUGGUAGGUAUUACCUGCUGGUAGGCAGGAUUAUUGGAGACAACAAACUGUCUCAUUUUUAUGGCUUAUGUUUUUGGUUUGAUAAUAUCUAGGCAUUUUUUCCCCGUAUUCAUUUUUAUGAAUUAUUAAACAAUAGUGCUUCGGCCUGUACUAAAUAAUUAAAUACAAAUAAGAAAAUUCAAAAUAGGUAGCUACUUGCCUACAAAAUUGUAAUAAUUUUUUUCAAUCAAGUCUUAUUUAUAUUUUGAAACCUUAUUACUUACUCUGAAAAUCUUCCUAAUCGGUGCUAACUAUCAAUAAUCAGGUUUAUCUACAUAAUAAAAGUUUUACAAAUACACACAUUAGAAUUUUGUCGCAAUAGAUCAAAUUUAAAUUUUUUAUAUUAUGCAAUAUUAAAUGGAUCACACUAUAACAUCUCCUUUCUGCCAUAGGUAACUCAUUCAGUUGAUUAUAGAAAUCAUUCCCAAUGUUAUUUAUCUUGUCGUAAGACAUGGGCAUUUAUAUUACUGGUAUUUUAUUUUUUUUUGUACCUACUUUUAAGCUUUUGAUAGUUUUAUCUAAAAGUAUACACAUUUUUUGCAUGGAUUUUACCUGAGUUUUGUGUAGAUUCAACACCUACAUCAAUAUAUGAUAGGUAAUUUAUGAGGUAUGACUGUACUUUGAAAAGUAGAUUCAAGUAUAUUCUUUAUCAAAAAAUGUACAUUUUUUUUUUUGAAAACGAACAGCUAGGUGCCUAUUUAAUCUUAAAAUAACAGAUUACAAUAAAACAAUACUUAGUUAGGUACAUGGUACUUUGGCGAUUAAGAAGGUUUUACAGAUUUAGAUAAAAAUGUAGUAGGUAUAUGCAUUUCUGUAUGUAUAUGUACCUACCUAUAUUUUUAUCUAAAUCUGUAAAAUUUCCAAUGUUAUAUUAAUUAUAAUAAGACUUAAAAUACCUACAUAAUUAUAUAUUCUGUACCAUAAAUGAUAGCUUAAUUUCAUUUGUAGUUAUGGAGUUCCCAGAUAGUAAUUAUUUAUUAUAAAUAUUAUCUGCCAAUAUCUUUCAUUUAAUUUGGAUAGGUACUAUAAAUUUGAAUAGUCAUACAAAUUCAAUUACUUUGAUAAUUUACAUACCUACCUAUCGAAAUAUAAAAAAAAUGUUGCAUAUACUUUUUAAUUGUAUUCCAACCUAGAAAACCAUCUAUCAGUAAAAUAUUUGAUUUUCAUGGACUCUUGGAUUUUUUUUAUAUUUUGUUAUGAAUUUAUAAAUUUGGUUUUAAUAGGGUUGUUCUUGAAAAAAAUAUGAAUAUGUAAUUGUUUUAUUGGUUUGUAAUUAAUAUCAAAUUUUUAAUAGUAUCUACACAUUUAAUAUAAUUUUCACAAUGCAAUCAUUAAAUUAAUCUACUAAAUAACAGAAUAUGACAAAAAUAGAUGGAAUUACCUAUCUACAUAAUGUUGUAUUCGAUAAUUCAUUCCUCACAUGUACACGUAUACAAAUAUAAUUGAUAUAAAACCAAAAAUCAUAAUUUUACAAAUAGUAAUAGGUAAAAAUCUAUGAUUUCAUAAUGAAAUAAUAUAUUAAAAAAUGUAUGGUUAUCCGUACAAAUCAUGAACAUUUGACCGAUGUAGGUUUUUCGAUAUUUUGACAUUUUUUUCUCAGACCAAUAAAACCACACGUCAACCUAAAAAUAUGUUAAACAAAAUAUUGUAGUAAAUAAUGUGAUAAAUAAUUUUAUGCACAACUAAAAUUAUGUUUUUCGUAUUUUUUUUCAGGUCUUGCAUAAAUCAGCAUAUUAAAAUGUUCAAUUUGUAUGUUAACAAAUUGUAUUUGAGUAAAAUUGAAAUUUCAUUAAUCAAGCAUGGACUGUGUGGAUGUGCAUCGUGUUUCACCAGUUUCAUUAUUGCCUAGACGUUUAAAUUUCAACGACUCCGGUGAAGCUUCGCCAGCUGUUAUUUCUACUGACCAAAAUGAAUCACCCAAAACUCCACCUAAUUAUGUACCUUAUAAAGCACCCUUGACACCUGUUUCCCGAAAAUGUAGACCUACUAUUCCUUUAAGAUUUGCUGAACAUUUGGCUUCACCUAUAAAAUCAAAUUCACCACAGAAAGAAGAAUUAUGUUAUUCUCCUCCUAUAAAGCGGAUUCGUCUGCUUAAACUUGAAGAAGGUUUACUAGGUCGAUCCCAACCCGCUAAAAAAUGUGCCAAGCCACAAGAAAAUAUGAUAAAUGUAUGUCAAUCAUUUAAUGAUGAAACUAAAUUAUUCAAAACAAACAAAUUUAGCAUAAAUCCAUUUUCUCCUGUAGCAACAGACUUACGAUCAAAAUGGAUGAGCAACUACAGUAACAACAAUAAUAACAAUAACGAAAUUUCAAAAUCAGAUAACUGGUCUAAAGAUUUAACAAAUGUGGAGCUUUCUGAUCUCAAUGUAACUAGGUAUUUUAAAGAAUUCAAAGUAGAAGAUCUGAUUGGCAAGGGAGAUUUUGGCGAAGUAUAUAAGUGUAUUAAUAUGUUAGAAGGAAUUCCAUAUGCUAUUAAAAAGACACUUAAAAAAGUUGUUGGAACUAAGCGUGAAAAUUAUGCUCGUAAAGAAGUCUAUGCCAAUGCUGCUUUAUUUAGUCAUCCGAAUAUAGUUGCUUAUCACUCUGCAUGGAAUGAAAGUAAUUCAGUUUUCAUACAAUUAGAAUAUUGUGAUGGCGGCAAUUUAGAUGAAAUGAUAUUUUCAAAACGCCAUAAUUUCAGUGAUGCUAGUAUUGAGCGUUUAUUAUCUCAUCUAUCUAGUGGCCUCCAUUAUAUGCACACAUCUAAAAUAGUUCACUUGGACAUAAAACCUGCAAAUAUCAUGAUUAGUCAUUCUACAUAUGUGAAAGAAGAUAUAGAUAAAGUUGACAAAGACAUUAUUUACAAAAUAGGUGAUCUUGGUCAUGUAGCGCAUGUUGACAAUUUAAGUGAUGUGGAAGACGGUGAUGGUCGAUAUUUACCAAAAGAAAUGCUAAGUGGAAAAUACGAUAGCUCAACAAUUAUGAAAGUCGAUAUAUUUUCAUUAGGAAUGACAGCGUACGAAGCAGUUUCAGGUUUAAGAUUACCAAGUGAUGGGCCAGAAUGGCAUUUUUUAAGAGAUGGAUUUGUACCAGAUAUUGAUGGUUUUCGAUUAAGUAUACUUUUAUCUACUAUGAUUGAUCCAAAUCCUCUUAAUCGACCAAAUGCUAUUGAUGUAUAUAAAAAUGUUACGCCAAAAGUAUCAGAACUAAAUGAACUCUGUACUUUGCAAUUCAAAAGAGAAUACUUAGACAGUUGUACGAAAACACGAGCAACACAAUCUUCACCAACUAACAGAAUGAACACUACUACUUCUAAGAGAACCCCAAUUGCUUUAAGCACAUGGCAUAAAAGGCGUCUAGUUGGGCAAAAAUCUCAACGUUACUAUUCAUUUUGAAAGUACAAUUAUUGAACUUACCUUACUCUGUUUUUCCUUUGUGUAAAUUGUAACUUGAACUCUGUGAUGAUAAUUAUAGUUUUUUUUUUUUUUUUUUUUAUGUAAAGGGUCUCAAAUAAUUUUUAUAAAAAAGAAAGUCUGUGAAUUUUUUUAUUGUAUACGUUUUACGAAAAAUGUGAUUUUUCUUAGUUACACUAAUUACAAGUUAUAACAUUAGUUGUUAGUAGCAUGAUAAUUAUUCUUCAUCACAGCAUUCUUUAUUACUAUAAUUUAAGUUCUAUUAUUUUUAUAUAUUGUGCAUACAAAAAGAAAUGUUCAAAUUAUCAUACUGCUGCUAAAAUUAAUUUCGACCUGCAAUAAUUAUUUAAUUACUAACUCCAUUAUUCAAAAUAAAAUUGUUUUACAAUUCAAGAACAAGAAUGAAUUAAAUAUGUUUUUUUAUCGGGUCAUCUAUUAUUUGAAAAGAGACUUCGUGUUAUUUGUAUUUUUUACUAAACUUUAAAUUAAUAAUAUGGUAAAUCUUAGUUAACUUAAUAAAUAUUACAACAUUCAUUUUUAAUACGUUAUAUUUUAAUAUUAAAGAAUUAAAAUUUAACGUCCAUGUUAUGUUGUAUUGUGCUAUAUAUAAAUAUAUAUAUAUAUAUUUAUAUAUAUUUGUUUUAAACUAAUUAAUUGACAAUUUUAAUUGCUGGUCGAAAUCAUUUUUAACAUAUAAUUUGUUUUUGGUAUUACUAUUUUAUUGAUUUUUGUUCAUUAAAACUGUAAUUUUAUUAUUAUUUAACUAAUUAAUAAAUUGAAUAAUAAAGUUAUCAAACAAGAAUCUUUCCUGUAUUGGUAUAAUUUUUAAAUGAAAUAAUUUUCAAUUUAUGUUCAUUUGUAUAUCAAUAUUAUCCUUUUACUAAACAAACUUACAGAGUAUUAGAAUUAAAUAUUUAAUUUGUAUUUUAAGUUUUACCAUAAUACCAUGUUAUUUUUUUUAACUCAAAUGCAAAUGUUAAUACUAGGGUAAAUAUUUUAAAAAUAAUAUCUUGUACUCUAUUAUUGUUAUUAUCUAACAACAAUCGUUUUAAUGCGUUUAAGUUUAUGUUACAUUGUCUGUUUAUUAAACAUUAUAAUUUAUUAGUUGAAUGAAGUUAUUGAUAUGUUGAAGAUGUUCUCAUGUUCUUUUUUAAUUAUAAGCUAUUUUUGUGUAACAAUAC